Molecule: messenger RNA, 2041 nt
Organism: Bursaphelenchus okinawaensis
Lineage: Eukaryota; Metazoa; Nematoda; Chromadorea; Rhabditida; Aphelenchoididae
Source: the annotation of a GenBank genome assembly
AUGUCUAUUAAAACAGCAGUUGUUGGAUGUGCUCAUGGAGAAUUAGACCAAAUCUAUAGAGAUAUCAGAGAAUCGGGUCAGAAAGUUGAUCUCUUAUUGUGUUGCGGAGAUUUUCAAGUCGGUUUUUAGAAUUUUUUUUAAAUUUAAUGUUUAGGCUAUUCGAAAUCGGACAGAUCUUAAUCAUAUACAUUGUCCUGAAAAGUAUAGAGAGUUGAGGACGUUUUACAAGUAUUAUUCUGGAGAACAAGUGAGUUUAUUUUACAACAUUGGGCUUAUUAUUACCGAAAAAAAUUAUUGUUUUUAUAUUUUACCAUACUGUUUUUAAUAUUGUUGAUGUUAAGGUAGCACCAGUUUUGACUGUCUUUAUCGGAGGAAAUCAUGAGAGUAUAGCCUUUUCCCAAGAACUGCCACAUGGUGGAUGGGUAGCUCCUAAUAUAUAUUACCUUGGAUUUGCUAGUGUAAUAAAUUUUGGUGGGCUGAGGAUUGGAGGGUGGAGUGGGAUAUACAAACAUCAUGAUUAUAUGUACAGUAAGUUAUCGUACCUUUUGCCAAUUUUAAGAGUGUUUUGUCAUUAUAUGUUUUAUGGUAUUUAAAUUUGUAGGUUUUUUACUAUAUUAUCUUUUUUAAGGUUUUACUUACCAACGGCUACUUUUAGAUCACUUCGAAGCGCCGCCAUUUUUAAACAAACAAGAGAUAUCAGCAUAUCACGUUAGGUCUAUCGAACAUUAUCGGUUACAGUUACUACAAACAGAAGGUGCGUUCACUUGUUACCUUUCAAUUGUUAUUACCUAAACGUAAUAAUGUGUUUUUUAAGCUUUAAUAGUUUUCAUAUCUAUUCGUUUUACCUAUAGGUUCAAGUCUGGACAUCUUUAUGACGCAUGACUGGCCCAAUGGCAUAACAAAGUUUGGCAACGAACAACAAUUACUCAGAUUCAAGCAUCACAUUAAAAAUGACGUUGAUAACAAUACUCUGGGUAAUGCCUAUUCCAUGGAUCUGAUCAAGAAGCUGAAGCCGAGGUAUCACUUUUCUGGGCAUAUGCACGCUCUCUUUCCGGCUACAGUGCCGCACGGUGGGAAUCUGGAGACUAAAUUCACAGCUUUAAGUAAAUGUGCUCAACAGAUUAAUGUGCGCAAUUACUUGAACUUCUUCGACAUUACUCCAACAGAGCCAUCUGAGAAAGUACUAAAGUACGACGCUGAAUGGCUAGCUAUUCUCCAGAACACGAGGACGUUGGAGCAGACCAAGAGGGGCUACAGCAACAUUCCAAACGACAAUACGGGUUUUACAGCGACAAAAGCACAAAUGGGCUUGGUGGUGGAGAAGUUUGGGGAUCUGAAGAUACCAGACAACUUCAAAAUGACAGCUCCGCCUGAGAAUGCACUGGCAGGAAAUAGUUUUGUGGCACAACAGGCUUUGUAUUACAGGUAUGGUUAGGUGGCAUGUAAAUUUUUCUAUUAGUAGGUGUAACGUUAUAUUAGUAGUAAUAAGUAAAGUAAUAGUAUAACUUAAGUUAUACUAGCAGCUUUAUACUGUGUUGUAUUGGCAAGGUUGUCUUAUCUCUUUAUACUUUUGUAGAAAUCCUCAAACAAAAGAAUUGUGCGAGAAGCUGGAAAUGCCAGAUUGGAAUGAGAUGAUGUGUCGGCUUCAUGAGGAUGCCGUGGGAAUACCAUACUACGCGCAUCUGGAGAAUCAAACCGACAAUAACGCUGAGAUCAACCUUGAUGCUGAUGAUUUGGUAGGUUUUCUUGUUUUCAAUUUGUUUUAUUGUUAAACUCAGGUUAUAUUUUAUUAUAUUAAUAAUUUUAAUUGAGCGGUUAAUAUAGUUAGUCAGUAUUAAAGUUUUCAGAAACGAGUAGAAAUCAAAGAAUUAGGUAUAAAAUUGAAAAAAAUGUUAGAAUAGGUAAUAGUAAAUGGUUGUAGUUUGGUGAUGAUGACAUAAUUGAAGAUCCCACUCCCCAGAAUCGGUCUAAACGACCAUUAGAGGAAGAUGAAGAUGGUCAAGAAGUGGAGGCCAAGAAGGACAAGACUGAUCUCGCUUAA